AUGGUUCGACUAUCCCUUCCCGUCAUUGUCUCACUGAUUGCGGGCGCCUCCGCUACGGGCUGCGGCUACAAACUCGCCCCGUGCACCGACGGCAACGUGUGCGUGCCCGACAGCGCCGAGUGCACAAUGGUCAUUGGCCGAUGCCCGGGCACCUGCACCGCGCCCAUCACCGACGGUCGCCCGUGCGGCUUCCGCAUCGCUCCCUGCGACGAGGGCGACGUCUGCGUCCCCAACGACGCUUCCUGCACGGACCUCGACGUCUGCGCCGGGCAGUGCUAUCCCCUGCCGACCUCGACCGUCAAGGAGAGACAGACUCCGACCACGACUUACCAGGCAUGUGGCGGACACGUCAUUUCGCCUACUCCUUGCCCCGACGACUACCAGUGCAUUGAUGAUCCUCGCCGUGGUGGAUGUGGCAUGGCUUGUGAUAUGCCUGGCAUUUGUGUGCCGAAUGACUACGAGCCUUGCUCCGGAUUCCUUGGACUCCAAUGCGAAGAUGGAUCGGGUUUGCAGUGCUAUGACCUCCCCAAUGACGAUUGCGAUCCCGACAAUGGUGGCGCCGAUUGCAUUGGUAUCUGCCUGGCGCCUAUCAAGAAUGAGUAUUAG
This is a messenger RNA of Pestalotiopsis fici W106-1, 606 nucleotides long. RefSeq lists its product as uncharacterized. NCBI's taxonomy places the organism in Eukaryota, Fungi, Ascomycota, Sordariomycetes, Amphisphaeriales, Sporocadaceae. The coding region runs from base 1 to 606 and encodes 201 amino acids. The transcript has 3 exons. The record is from RefSeq and is a predicted model, not a curated record.